AUGGAAUCUGCAGCCAAAACUCCAAAAUCUCUUACCUUACCCUGGACAACACGAAUUACACUUUGGUUACUCGACAUUGGACUCAACUUAAUUAUGCGGAAAGACGGCACAGUGAACCGCGGUCUUCUCAAACUGGUACCUCUGACACCGCCAUCAUCUGAACCGAUCAACGGUGUCAAGACAUACGAUGUAGUGGUGGAUCCAACUCGCAAACUCUGGUUCCGCGUAUUUGUCCCCACACAGUACACUGUAGAAGAUCUUCCUGAGAUGGUGUUCUGUCAUGGAAGUGGAUAUAUUGUCGCCUCCGCGGACACACAGUUGUACGACGAUUUUUGUCGCAAGUUCGCGAGAGAAUUGCAUGUGAUAGUUGUUUCUGUUGAUUAUCGUCUUGCACCGGAGCAUCGACACCCUGCUCAACAUGAAGAUGGGCUUGAUGUACUCAAGUUUCUAGACGUUGAAGAGAACAGGUCAAAAUGGUUACCGGGCAAUGCAAAUAUUUCAAAAUGCUUUAUCGCGGGUGAUAGCGCUGGCGGAAACAUGGCUCAUCAUGUUGCUGUAAGAGCCUCCCAGUUCAACUUCCAACAACUCCAGGUAGUUGGGCUGGUGUCGAUUCAACCAUUCUUUGGCGGGGAGGAGCGUAUAGGUUCUGAGAUACGGCUGAAUGGAACCGCGCCUGUCCUGACACUGAAGCAGACAGAUUGGUUCUGGAACGCAUUCUUGCCGCUAGGUGAACCCUACAAUCGGGACCAUCCUGUGGUCAAUGUUAGUGGUCGGUAUGCUGUGGACAUAUCGAAAAUGGAUUUACCACCGACCAUUGUGGUUGUGGCAGGGUUUGAUAUUCUACGGGACUGGCAAAUAAGGUACUAUGAGUGGCUCAAGAAAUCCGGGAAAUAA
This is a messenger RNA of Helianthus annuus (common sunflower), 894 nucleotides long. Its product is annotated as probable carboxylesterase 18. The record is from RefSeq and is a predicted model, not a curated record. Lineage: Eukaryota; Viridiplantae; Streptophyta; Magnoliopsida; Asterales; Asteraceae. The transcript is spliced from 2 exons. The coding region runs from base 1 to 894 and encodes 297 amino acids. Gene Ontology annotation, molecular function: hydrolase activity.